Molecule: messenger RNA, 2376 nt
Organism: Protopterus annectens (West African lungfish)
Lineage: Eukaryota; Metazoa; Chordata; Ceratodontiformes; Protopteridae
Gene: FYRD1
Product: transforming growth factor beta regulator 1
Exons: 16
Coding region: 144-1931 (595 amino acids)
Biological process (GO): regulation of cell cycle; regulation of DNA-templated transcription
Cellular component (GO): nucleus
Source: RefSeq, a predicted model, not a curated record
GCUACGCGACAGUAGGUUGUGCUCUUUGGAUUUUGUAAAUAUGCUCUUCCCUGAAAAAUUGUUGCUAACAGCGUCUGGCUCAUUUAAGAGUCUAUAAUUUUGAAGAGCUGAAUUCUAGAAUACAUUCUUGACCCGCCUACACCAUGAGCUCUCUUCCUAAUUUUGAAUUUGAAAUGGAUAAUGAUGGACAGGGAAACUACUCUCUGUUUCCUGCUCUUGACAGUGUGACCAGUUUGUCUGCAGCUACUGAUGCUCUGGAAAGUGACCAGAAUAAUGACUUGGGAGAGAAACCCAAUCUGACCUGGCUUGAUGCAGCACAGAUCAUAUUAGAAGAAGCUGGAAGGCCAAUGCAUAUAAAGGAGAUAAAACAGAGAAUUUUAGACCGAGGCCUAGUACAGUCAAAUGCUAAAUCUAGUUUGGAAGCUGUUAUGUAUCGAGAGACGCAGAAAGGAAGCAGACGCUUUAAAAGAAUUGAAAAUCGGAAUGGAGUUUUUGCUCUUUUGACUGCUGAAGAAAGGCAGCAUGCUUUGAGGGCCUUCACAUCUCAAAACCUUUUUCCUCCUCACUCCCAGUCUGCAUAUUCUAGCCCUGGAAGCAUGACCAAUCUGGAUCGUUUUUCAUCAGCAUCAUCUUAUCAGGAAUCAAAACCAAAAAUGAGAAAGACCCUGAGGAAGAGCCAGAAUGAAAAAUACAGGAUAAAAUACCUAAGACUGCGGAAAGCUGCUAAAGCCAUGAUUUUUGAAAAUGCAUCUCUUUGUGAUGAAAUUGCACGUAUUGAAGAAAAGUUUGUUAGAGCUAAAGAAGAGCGAAGGUUUCUACUUAAGAGAUUACUACAGCUACAGUCUCUGUCUGAUGGAGAAAACCACACAGGAGUCACUGGUAGUUCCCACUUAAUAGGCUCUUAUAGUGCCUCUGGCAUGACAGGCAUGGUGGCAGGUGUUCCCACGAUCUCUGUGUCCAGUGCUUCAGUAACAGAUGAUAAUAAGAAAGCUAAGAAAGACCGACGAGACAAGGGAAAAGAAAACAGCAGGAUUGAGGCAUUGAGAAAAGCUUCGAAAAAGAAGAAAUUUAUUGAAGGAGGAACCCGAAAGCUAGUUCAACAAAUCCCACUUGAUCCCUCAGGCAGGCCUGUAUUUCCUAUUGUGUUGGGUGGACUUACAGUUUAUAGCCUUGGUGAGAUAAUCACAGACCGUCCAAGAUUUCAUGAUGAAAGCGCAAUUUAUCCAGUUGGAUUCUGCAGUACAAGGGUCUAUGCCAGCUUGAAGAAUCCAGACCAGAAAUGUCUUUACACCUGUCAGAUUAAAGAUGGAGGAACUGGCCCACAAUUUGAGAUUGUUCCUGAAGAUGACCCCCAGAAUGCUAUUGUAGGAAUGUCUGCAACAUCUUGUCACACCAGUCUCCUAAAACUGAUCAGUGCAGCAUGGGGAAAACCAUUGAACAAUGUGUUGUCAUCUGGAGCCAACUUCUUUGGCUUUGCUCAUCCUACAAUUCAGAAUCUAAUACAGAGCUGCCCAGGGGCAAGAAAGUGUGCCAAUUACCGCUGGGUAAGGUUUGAGGUAUGCAGACCAGGAGAUGGACAGAUAUCACAUGGCUUGCCAGAGAAUGAUGCCUCUACUAAUUUUGAAGCCUUUCAGAGACAAGCAUUUGAUGAAGAAAGCAGUGAUCACAUUAAAUCAGGACAGCCAACCUCAGAUAGCGAAACUGUUCGUACAUCCAAUGGUCUUUCAUCUUUGGUUCUAAAUGAAGAGGAAACCUACCAGAGUAUUAGGAAUCAGCAGCAUGUGUCUCUGGAUUUGACUGUGAAGCGUCCUGUACAGCAGCCCAUGUCACCUUAUCAGAAAAUGCUUUCACCCCAACAGUGUCUGGUCUCGCCACCUCUCCAGCAUAUUACAUCACCUGGACAGGGCAAUUCUACUAGGUCCAGUCAGUGAGAAUGGGCCUAUAUGUUAACAUAGUGACUAUUAAUUAUGGCUGCUCAUAUUGAGUAUUAUUAUUGUAUACGUACUCUUGUCUUUCACCUCAGAGAAGGAACUGAAAAUACAGAUAAUGUUUUAAGAGGUGAAGUUUUUGUUUCAGUUCAUAGACAAACUUGCCCACCAUUCUUAAAAGGUGCACUUCUGCUUAACCUUCUCAGUCUAUUCUGUUAUGUGAAAUAUGUUGCCAUUGUGUUCCAUUUACUGCAAGAGCCAUUUUUGUGGUGAAAGUAGCAGUGUGCUUCCUUUGUAUUGUUCACAUGGAAAAACUAAAGUCUUGAUAUUGCGAUUUCAAUUCAGGAUUGGUCAUUAAUUCAGUACAUAUAGCUGCACUUUGUAGAUGAUUUUAUUCUUUGUUAAAGACUGGGAUUUUUCAAUGCAACAUUAAACAGAAGUAGCUGUA